Jatropha curcas is the source of this 3736-nucleotide messenger RNA. RefSeq lists its product as uncharacterized. The record is from RefSeq and is a predicted model, not a curated record. NCBI's taxonomy places the organism in Eukaryota, Viridiplantae, Streptophyta, Magnoliopsida, Malpighiales, Euphorbiaceae. Gene Ontology annotation, biological process: regulation of gene expression. Gene Ontology annotation, cellular component: peroxisome. Gene Ontology annotation, molecular function: RNA nuclease activity.
ACCCAGGGUACUGCAAAUAGCAAACCCGUCGUCUAUGCCACCAAAUUACACAAAAUCCACUUUCAUUCCUUCCUCACAUACAGCCUCCAUAACGCCCUGAUAAUCGAAUUUUCAAAACCAUGAAUUUCAAACCGUUAUCUUCCAAAACUCGCCUCUUACUCUCUGCAUCUCCUUUAUCUUCAGUAUGUCCCUACUCAAUGCUCGUCUCUUACUUCUGUACGUCUUCUCCGGCUACUCCUUCCCGCUCCCACUCCCUCCGGCGCCAUUAUGAAGAGGAGUCGAAAAAUGUCAGGGUUUCUGUUUGGUGGGAUUUUGAGAACUGUCAUUUGCCUGCUGAUGUUAAUGUUUUUAAAGUAGCUCACUCGAUUACUGCAGCAGUUAGGGCAAGUGGGAUUAAAGGCCCCAUCCAAAUUACAGCUUUUGGGGAUGUGCUACACCUUUCAAAGGCUAACCAGGAGGCACUUUCUAUGAGUGGGAUCAAUCUUUCUCAUAUUCCUGGAGGAGGCAAAAAUAGUACUGAUUGGUCCCUUCUUGUAGAUCUAAUGUAUUGGGUUUCCCAAAAUCCACCACCUGUCCACCUUUUUCUAAUUUCUGGUGAUAGGGACUUUGCUAGUGUCUUGCAUCGACUAAGGAUGAACAAUUACAAUAUAUUGCUUGCAACCAGUGACUCUGCUCCUAGUGUUCUCUGCAGUGCAGCAAGUAUCAUGUGGCGCUGGAAUGCUUUGUUGAAAGGGGAAAACCUAACUGGCAAGUUUCUUAACCAACCCCCUGAUGGUCCUUAUGGUUCUUGGUACGGGCUUUAUAAGGUGCCUCUUGAAGAUCCCUUCUCUUUUUAUGAGCAACCAUGUUCACAAGUUGAGGAAUUGACGGAUGUUAUUCCAGAGACAAUUCCAAAAGCACUUAUUAAAGGGAUUCGUGAUAUACUGGGCUUGUACCCUGAAGGAAUCUCAAUUGGUGAUCUUCGUUCUGAAUUGAAAAAGAAUAACGUGAGCCUUGGUAAAGACUUUUAUGGAUAUAAAAAGUUCUCCAGUUUUCUCUUGUCUAUGCCAGAUAUUUUGAAAGUUCGGUACAUUGGUGAUGGGCAGUAUGUUAUCCGUGCAGUUGCAGCAAAGCCGGAGCCAUUGGACCGCAAUCCUUCCUUAUGUACAGUUCCUGUUACCAGUAAUAGUAACCGACAAUCUAGUAGGCCUUUAAAGCCAAAUGGUAAGGACAUAUCUACUUCUGGGGCUGUGGACAGGAAAUCUAUAAUGCCUGUGUCACCUGAAAUAAGUACAGAACGAUCUGCAAGAAAAGUGCAACAAUCGACUCCUAUUGAGAAGUCUGAAAUGGAUAUUGAACAGCCUCCAAAAGAUAUUGAAGCAUGUAGGCCUUUAAAUUCAUAUGGUGAGGACAUAUCUAUUUCUGGAUCUGUGGAUAGGAAAUCAAUAAUGCCUGCAUCUCUUGAACUAAGUAGAGAAGAACCGACAGGAAAAGUGCAACAAUCCCCUCCUUUUGUUCAGAAAUCUGAAAUGGAUAUUGAGCAGCCUCCAAAAGAAAUUGAAGAAGCUCCUUCAAUUAGUGAAAAGGUUGUGGAAGUGGCUAAUGUUCAGGGAGCUGAAGAUAAUCUGCAGCCUUCGAAGGAACAAGAUUCCAAAUCUGAAGUCGGUUUUUUUAAAAAAAUCUGGAGAAGAUGGUUGCGGAGUAAUGAUGACAGUUCCAGGAUAAAGGGUCAUGACAUUCCAAAAGAAUAUCAUAGUUCUGGGGAUAAUUCUGUGAAUGAAAGUGAGAAUUCUAUCCAAAAAUCUGGCACUCUGGGUGAUAGCCUCGAAAAGAAAGAAGAGAAAAAAAUUCUGAAAUCAGCAAAUCAGGAGAAUGGUCAAGUAACUCCAGCAUCAAGUUCUUCAUCCAGUAGUGAUUCAACUCUGGCGAAAGAAACCAGUUUCAAUUUUGAACCAUAUAGUGAAAAAUCUGGGAAAACUGCUGGUUUACUUAACCUUAUUAGGACAUGGUGGAAAUUUGGGAGAAAUACUCCAGACUCUAAUUCAUCAAUUGAUCAUCCUGGUGGAGAACUCGAGCAGACAAACAGUUAUUCUGUAAAGCAUCAAAUUUUUUAUGAAGAUUCUUUUUGGAAAGACUUGGAAUCCUUUUUUAACUCUCAAAGGGGAUCAAUUCUUGUAUCACAAUCAAAGACCAGAGAACAGAUGGCAAGAAAUCUUCAAAAAGAUGGGCCUUCGCCUCUUAAAUCACUUAAUGAAACUGAUGCCCUUCGAUUGGUUGAUAUCUUAAUAUCAGAGAAGAAAUGGGUGGAAGAAUAUCCCUCUGAGGCUUCACCCUUCAAGGUCACUCUGUGCAUUGAAAAGAACACUUCCACAAGUGAUUCACAUGCUUCAAAUGGAUUGGGAUCUAUUUCAUUAAGCACUCCAUUACAAUCUAAACCGAAUAGGCAAGCAGAAGGUGAUGGAGAUGGAAGUGUUGGAAAGGACAGUUCCUCCAGCAAUUCAAAGGCUUCUAAUGGAUUGAGAACUAUUUUUUUGCGCACUGCAUUACAAUCUAAACCAAAGAGGCUUGCAGAAGGUGAUGGAAACGGAAGAACUGUGAGAAUUCAGAAUAUUUCUCAUGCUGGAGUUUCUCAGCCAGUUAGCUAUAAAAAACCUCUGGAAAGGUCUAGAGGUAAGACAUUAAGGGACUGUCAAAAGCUUGUGCAGGAGAUAUUGAAGGAUUAUCCAGAAGGGUAUAAUAUUGUGGCCUUCAGAAAACUAUUCUUUGAGAGGUAUGGAUAUCAUCUUGAUAGUCAAAAGUUCGGUUUCGGAAAACUGGCAUCCUUGCUACAGAUAAUGCCUGGGGUGGAAAUCGAGUCUACUUAUAUGAUUCCUUCCAAUAAAGUCCUUAAGUGUUCCAGUCAGGAUACUGCUCUUUCUGAUAUCCAAGAAAGUAUUACGGUUCAUACUUCAGCAACUUUAGGUAGUGAGAUAGCUAAUGCAUCAAAUGAUGAUGAAUUGGAUUCUGCCUGGGAGGAACUAGGUCCUGUUGACAACACAGUUUCCAGCAGGAAGGAACCAGAAGAAAAAUGCACUUUCCCCCAUUAUGAGUCUUCCCUCUCUGAUGAUAAUUUUUCAGAUUCAGAAGGAGAGCCCUCAGCUUUAACUCGGACAGAAGGGCUAGCAAAAUCUGGAAUGAACAAUGAAGAUAGCUCGUUACUCCAAAUUCUUGAUUCAUGGUAUGGCAAGACGGAAGGUGACCAUGGCAAGGACGAGCCAGAGAAUGAGCAAGGCAUGGUUGAUUAUUCCAAAAAUAAUUUACAUCUAUCUGAAUCAUCUGGACUAGGUACUAAAACUAAAACUUCAAUAGGCUAUGGCCAAAAGCAAAGAACUCAAAAGAGCUAUUCUUUUGUUGCAGACCCUGAUAGUAACCCAGACAAACUAGUUGAUGGCAUAAUGACUACCUUGAAGAAGUCAGGUGAGUCAAGAAUGCAAAGCUGAUGGGCCUUAAAUCCCAAGGAUUUAUAAAUUAAGAAGAGAGAGAGAGAGAGUGUGUGUGUGUGUUAAGAAAGGUAAAAUUCAAUUAAUUUGUUUAAUUUGUCAGAUAAUUUUAGACAUAUAUUUAAAUUGCUGCAGCAUUAGUUUAUUCCUAUUUUAGAAUAAUGCUGAUUCUGUCAAGUUUAGGAGAACGCGACUUGAUGGUGGUGCUAGGCUGCUAUCAAGACGAUUGAAAUUAUUGGUACUAGAUAUAAGAGAAAUUCUACACGUCUUUGGUUGUA